AUGGGCGUGCAUGUGGAGACCAUCGCCCCCGGCGACGGGCGGACGUUCCCCAAGCGCGGCCAGACCUGCGUGGUUCACUACACGGGGAUGCUGGAGGAUGGGAAGAAGUUCGACUCCUCCCGGGACAGGAACAAGCCCUUCAAGUUCGUGAUGGGCAAGCAGGAGGUGAUCCGCGGCUGGGAGGAAGGAGUCGCUCAGAUGAGCGUUGGCCAGCGGGCAAAGAUGACCAUCUCCCCAGACUAUGCCUAUGGCUCCACUGGCCACCCAGGGAUCAUCCCCCCCAAUGCCACUCUCAUCUUUGAUGUGGAGCUCAUGAAACUGGAGUGACCCCCCCAGCACCCUGCCCUCGGGUUUGGCACAUGGAGGAACCCAGAACCUCAGCUUCAGAGAAGAGUGCACCAUGACUUUGUCCACUACAACUCAUUGUCUAACCUCCACCUCGACCGAAUGCCUUUGGUCACUAAGCUUUGCCUCUGACUCCUCCUCCUUGUAUGGUGUUUUGAUGUCUUUUUAAACUACAAGCUGUAAACCUCAACUCUUCUAUUUUUUUU
Molecule: messenger RNA, 551 nt
Organism: Indicator indicator
Lineage: Eukaryota; Metazoa; Chordata; Aves; Piciformes; Indicatoridae
Gene: FKBP1A
Product: FKBP prolyl isomerase 1A
Exons: 5
Coding region: 1-327 (108 amino acids)
Molecular function (GO): peptidyl-prolyl cis-trans isomerase activity
Source: RefSeq, a predicted model, not a curated record